UCAGACAUCUUUCACUGCUUAUUUAAACCUGAGUGUCUCUACAGCAGUAGCAGGACAUCAGUAGGGAGAUAGAAACGCACCAUGAGUCGCCUGUAUCUCCUGUUUUUGAGUGUUCUGUUAGCCGAACUGAACGAUGAGACUGCUGCUGAAAAUUGUGCUCCUGGAUUUAGAGUUUCAGACAUGUCCUGUAUAGAUGAAGACGAGUGUGAGGACGAGCCAUGUGGUAAGAGUGCAACUUGCUUCAACACACAAGGCAGCUACUACUGUCAGUGUGUAACGGGGUUCUGGAUAAAUAAAGACAAAGUUAAUUUCACUGCAGAUGAAGCUGUAGAAUGCAGAGACAUUAAUGAAUGUCGGGAAUUAAACAACAUCUGUGGCCCUAAUACUGAGUGCAGUAACUCCGCUGGUUCCUUUUACUGCACGUGUCUUCCUGAUUUUAUGGCCAGCAACGGACAGGAGCGGUUUAAUGCAAGCCAAAGUGUUACAUGCAAAGACACCAGGUCAGGUUCCAAGUCCAGCGCCGGACUACAGCACUUUAACCCAACGCUUCCCACAUUUCUACCCGUGAUUCUCUGGAUGUUGAUGAUCUACCAGUGACACAUUUACAUAUCUUUAAAUCUUAAUCUUAAAAUCGAAAUCUUAACAGCAGGAGAAAACAAAGUUUGACUGUUUAGCUUGUAAAAGUUUCAAAUAUUAAUGAAAAAUGUUUACUUAAAUCAGUAUGUAUAUUAAAAGUAUUAAAUACUCAAACUAUUUUUAAAAAUGCAUUGUGAGUUUUAAAAAGAGUGACAUUAAUUAAAUGCAAACUGAACAGCACAAUCCAGAGAACUCGGAAACACGCAAGAAUUGAACAUUUACGUGACUAAAUUUGACUAUUAUGUUAUAAAUGGCUUAAGAUGCCAUGAUCAUUGCAGGGUUAGGGUCACAGUCAACGCUAAAAUCCUACCUGAAGAAAAAAUAAAUAAAAAAAAUCCAAAUACUGUAUGUCGCUUUUUAAACCUUUUAAAAUCUUAAAUGUAAAGUAUCUAAUGAUGCAAUUAUAUGCACUGUUAACCAUUUUAAUAUGUCAAAAAAUAUAUCAAUAAACAAACAAAUAAAUAAAUACAUUUAUAUUAACAUCUGCAAAUCUAAUAUAGAUCAAUGCUUUUAGAGAUGUUACACAUAUAUAAAAGAUUCUACAAAAUUAGGCAGUGUAAUAAGAAAUAGGUAUUAAUGAAUUGAACAUUUAAAAUCAUUUUAAAAAUUUUAUUGUAAACCAUAUUGCCUCAUGGGUGAUCACUCUCAUUAUGAGCUCACAGCACACAAUAUAAUAAAUAUUUCUCUACAAUUUAUACGAGCAUGGUUUAUGCAGCUUUUAUCUCUCUUUAAUUAGCUUGUCUUUCAAAGCCUUCUUUUAAUAAACCAUUAUUUAAAAUCUGAAA
Molecule: messenger RNA, 1421 nt
Organism: Ictalurus punctatus (channel catfish)
Lineage: Eukaryota; Metazoa; Chordata; Actinopteri; Siluriformes; Ictaluridae
Product: adhesion G protein-coupled receptor E1
Exons: 5
Coding region: 82-597 (171 amino acids)
Molecular function (GO): calcium ion binding
Source: RefSeq, a predicted model, not a curated record